AAAGAAUGGAAGAAAGUUCUAGCCCUCCUGCUUCUCCUGUGGACAGCCUGGGGACCAGUGAAGAGGAGCUGGAGAGGCAGCCAAAGAGGCUGGGAAGGAAGAGGAGAUACAGCAAGAAGUCCAGCGAAGAUGGAAGUCCAGCCCCAGGCAAGCGGGAAGAAGUCCAGCCCAGCACACAGUCCUACGAGGGCUCCAAAGCCAACGGAUCCUUGCCAAUGUCCGAGAGAG
Molecule: messenger RNA, 228 nt
Organism: Podarcis lilfordi (Lilford's wall lizard)
Lineage: Eukaryota; Metazoa; Chordata; Lepidosauria; Squamata; Lacertidae
Source: the annotation of a GenBank genome assembly